UGGAUGUAGAAAUGGAAGUCAUCAACACUUUACUGUUUCAAACUGUGUUCCAUUUGUUUGUCCUGUAAGCUUUUGUUUUUUCCGCGUCACGAUGCUUCCCGCAGCGGCAGUUUUCCAUUUCCCCUGGGAAGUAAACUCUGGAGCAGUGCAGGAAGGAGAAUCAGUGAGAGUUUUUGGCAGACUUGACUGCUAUCAGCCUGAGGAGUCCAGGGCUACGCUGUCAGCUCAGCAUGCUUCAAAGGAGUACCAUGUGGUCAUCCACACCUUGUUUGUGGAGCCCUUUAACCCAAUAAUUGGAGCCCAGUACAUAGUUUUGGGUGAGAUAGAAAAUGCUGAAGAGGUUGGUGUGAUGGUCCGCGCCCGUGUGCUGAACUGUGUUGAUGGAGUAAACGUUGCCCUUCUACAAAAGGCCAUCAAUGAGCAAAGGAGCUUCUUCAGGGAGAGGGAGCGCAAACACUAUGAUUCAGCACAAUCUGCACAUGCACCCUAAUUGGGUCUUCAUUCAUCAAGCUUCCCAGGGUCACCUUGUUGAGUAUGUGGGCUACAGCGCUGCCUUAAGCUGUUUGCCAAGGAGCUCUGAAGUGAUGUUGUGCGAGCCUAAGUGAACUUCACAGCUGCUUGGUUAAGUGUGAAAAUGUCUAUAUCCCCAUCUUGUCAAACUCCGACCAUAACAGUUUUCUGCACUUCUUGAAUUGUUUAUUCACUGUUUUGGGUCCAUUGCUUAUGACCAUGGUGCAUUGUUUUUAGCUGUGUCUCUCAGUGUUGAGACAUCUGAUUAUAAUAUCCAUUUUAUACAGUGGGAGUUACCAGCCUUAACAUUUAUGAUGUAACUUUGUGGUCUGAUCUUUCAGAAAUGCCUUAAAAAUGGUUAGAAUAGAUAUCUCAUGUGUGAGUCAUGUAAUAAUGGAUAUAUUCCACUCACAUUAAACUGGCAAAGGUUUAAAAUUGUAUACUGGAGUAUAACUUCUAAACACUGUAAUUUACACUAAUAAGACAGUUGAAAAGAUAUCUAUUUUGUUAUGUAUUUGAUACAUUGUAGCAGCUGGGUAUAGUUUGGGCUAUUCCAUCAAUCAGGAUUUGCACUGAAGCUCCUCUGGCAGAAUUAAUAUCAUUGAACAGUCAAUUUUUAACCAUAUUAAUUAUUGUUAUGUAUUUAUUUUUUUCUAUACAAAUGCUAUGACAAAAAUAAAGCACUAUU
Molecule: messenger RNA, 1198 nt
Organism: Chelmon rostratus (copperband butterflyfish)
Lineage: Eukaryota; Metazoa; Chordata; Actinopteri; Chaetodontiformes; Chaetodontidae
Gene: ten1
Product: TEN1 subunit of CST complex
Exons: 3
Coding region: 92-490 (132 amino acids)
Biological process (GO): negative regulation of telomere maintenance via telomerase
Cellular component (GO): CST complex
Molecular function (GO): telomeric repeat DNA binding; single-stranded DNA binding; telomerase inhibitor activity
Source: RefSeq, a predicted model, not a curated record